Messenger RNA from Aplosporella prunicola CBS 121167, 1700 nucleotides. RefSeq lists its product as uncharacterized. NCBI's taxonomy places the organism in Eukaryota, Fungi, Ascomycota, Dothideomycetes, Botryosphaeriales, Aplosporellaceae. The record is from RefSeq and is a predicted model, not a curated record. Gene Ontology annotation, cellular component: cytoplasm. Bases 133 to 1296 code for a protein of 387 amino acids. The transcript has a single exon.
GCUCCGCCGUCGAACCAGCGCGCGUGAGAAAAAGUUCACGUCUCUUUUCUUCUUUAUCUUCGCCCCUUUCACCUAUUCUCUCUCCUUGUUUCUUUCUUCUGAUUGCCGGAUUCGACUACCUACGCGCCCACCAUGUCGCCCAUCCCCAUCACCAUCAUAACCGGCUUCCUGGGUUCCGGCAAAACCACCCUCAUCCUUAACCUCAUUCCUCAACUGCCCGCCGAUUACAAGCUCGCCCUCCUCAAGAAUGAAUUCGGUGACCUCGCUGUCGACUCGCAGCUGGCGUCCUCGGCGGCCAUUUCCGGUGUGCAGGAACUGCUCAACGGCUGCAUCUGCUGUAACCUGACCGGCCAACUCGGCGAUGCGCUCACGGCUCUGCGCACCGAAGCCUCCCCCGACCGCAUCGUCAUCGAGACCAGUGGCAGCGCCUUCCCCGCCACGCUGGCUAUGGAGGUCAACCGCCUCGCCAGAGAGACGGGCAACUUUGUGCUCGAUGGCGUGAUGAGCGUCGUGGAUGUAGAGAACUGGCAGGGGUACGAAGACACGAGUUACAGCGCAAAGGUGCAGGCACAAUACACGGACCUGAUUGUCCUGAACAAGUGGGAGUUGGUCAGUGAGCGGAGAGUUGAGGAUGUUGAGGACAAGAUCCGGGAUCUGGAACUCGAAGUCCCAACGCCGAUUGUUAAGAGCAUCAAGGGCAAAGUCGAUAAGGAUAUUGUAUUCGGACUCGAUGCGAAGUUGGCCAAGACAGAGGGCGCCACUGGAGAGCACAAGCACAAGCAUGAGCAUGAGCACAACCAUGACCACUCAAGCGAGGUGGAGGUUCUGUCUAUCACCGUGACAGCAUCCUCAGCUCCGCCCCAAGGACUUGAUUUGGAAAAGUUGGAAGGCCUCCUGAAGGACUCUUCCAAGGAUGAGAUUUACCGCAUCAAGUCCGUUCUGUACGCUUCGUCUCAUCCCAAGUCCUCCGGCGGUGCUCCGACCACCGACCCGGCGACUGCCCCUCAGGCCACCAGCAAGUACAUUCUCAACUGGGCCUUCGGCCGGUGGACCUUCACAUCUGUUGAGGGAAGUUCGGCACAGGCAACUCCGCUGUCGUCUGGAAGCGCGACCCCUGCUGCCACGGACUCUGGUGUCUCGACGCCGCAAGCCGCCGGUGCUGAGCCAGCUCUGAGGAUGACCAUCAUCACUGCGAGGUACGAGUCCGCGAAGUGGAAGAAGAGGAUCGAGGCUGGCGAGUUCUUCGCACUGGAGAACGGCCAGCCUUUCGAUUUGAAGGUGGAGAAGGUGGCUUAAGGAGCCAAGAAUGCGGGGCAUUCGAAGCAGAUGGCAGGAGGUUCUUUGCUCUUACGAGUACAUACUUUUUGGAUACCCAUGGCGCAGCUCGAGAUUCAGAACGGCAGGUGAAAGACCGUUGCAGGCUGACGGGAAUGCGGGUCUUCGCGCUGUCACAGAGCCGCAGUGCCGGGACGAGCAAGAUAGACGGAGUUAGGUGUCUAUUUCUAGACGUUUAGAGCCUGCACGCACGCAGGCAAGAUCUAAUAGAGCUAGAUAGCGUGUUUAUUGUUUUCGUAGCACCUGGUCCGCCGCGGAAGAGACGGACUUGGCGACAUGUGGAAGGCAUGAGACAAGCGAUUUGUCGGACCCUUAUUGAUACAUAUGCUCUAUAUACGGCCGUGUUCCUACUGGAUCUUCGCCCC